AUGACUUACAAAGCCACCAUUCUUGCUAUCUUCAUGAUUAUCCUUGUUCUAGGGAUUGGAACGAAGGAGACGCGAGGACAAGAAACGUGCCAUGAUCUUAUAAUGAAAAGAGAUUGUGACGAAGCUACGUGUGUCAAUAUGUGUCAGCAAAAAUGGAAGGGAAGUGGUGGCUCGUGCUUUCAAAACUUUAAUGUAAUGAGUUGCAUUUGCAAUUUUCCAUGCCAAGUUUAA
This is a messenger RNA of Arabidopsis thaliana (thale cress), 231 nucleotides long. RefSeq names its product low-molecular-weight cysteine-rich 55 (gene LCR55). The coding region runs from base 1 to 231 and encodes 76 amino acids. The record is from RefSeq and is marked reviewed. Gene Ontology annotation, cellular component: extracellular region. The transcript is spliced from 2 exons. Lineage: Eukaryota; Viridiplantae; Streptophyta; Magnoliopsida; Brassicales; Brassicaceae.